UAGGAUAUAUUCAGAGGACUGGUGACCGUGAGGAAAGAUGAUGAUGAUGAUGAUGAUGAUAGGAGGGACAGUAGAGGGGAGAACACAAGUACCAGACUAAUGUCAAUGGUAGAUGAAGACACACAGUUCCUGGACUCAGAAGGAUUUUUAUGUGCUAAGAGGCAGCCUGAAGCUAAGUUGUCUUCAUUUUCAGCCAUUACCAGUAUUAUGAAUAAGGACAGAGGAGGGAAGGGGACAGCUGGAGAUCCUUCCUUCAGUCAGAUUGAAGCAAUGUGCUCGGGAUCCUUUACUAAAGGACUGGAUGGUCCUGAAGGUACUCAGUGUAGCUUCAGUGACGUGGUCGGACUUUGCUCUGGGGUUUUUCCCUCUGCCCCCUCAACUACACAGAUUGCAAUGGCAACGAGCAGUGAAGACGAACAAGAUGACAUAAUGCCGACUUUGAAACGAAAAUCAAAGUCCAAACAACCAGAUCAAAGUGAAAGAUUAAAAGAUUUUGUCGAGAGUGAGGCAGAGUUAUCCGGAACUGAUAUAGCAUCGGAUGAUGACGAGGAAGAAAUGGGUGGAGACUCGUACGAGGAGGAGGAAGGGGCGGGGUCAGACGUGCCCCUAUCAGAGGGAGAGUUAUGGGAUCAAGUAAAUAAAGUUCACAUGAAGCAGUUAGCUGAUGAUGAUAAAGCUGAUUUAAGAAACAUCAAAGACAGAUUCUUAUUAGAGGGUGAUUUGUGUGAAGAUGGUCUUUAUCUCAAGAAUGGGUUCUUUAGGUCGCGUCGUUUUGCUUCAAAGAGAACCGGCUCCGAAACCUCGCUUGACAUGUUUUUAGAGACAGAGAGAGAUUUUGAGUUAGGAGAAGGAGAAGAAGGUGAUGACGACUCUCAAAUUGAAGCAAAGAAGAGAAGAGAUAGACUGGAGAGAGACGAAUUUAUUAGAAGAAGCCAAGCUAGAUCAGAUCUGCUAACAUUCGAUGACAACAGUCAGUCAAUUUUAAAUCUAAUCAACGAUAACUCGUCAUUGGCUGUGCCACAAACUCCUGAAGUCAAAACUGCUGUAGAACCAUUAUCACUAUCAGCUAAAAGGUCAAGGUGUGGCUCAUUUCUUAAGCACACUCCUUCAACUCUUCAAAGAUUAUCGUCCUACACUAAUACUACACCAGCUGCUACUGGCGGACGCUCUUUUGUCUUCAGGAGUGGAGUGACAGCUGGAACACCUUCAUCUACCAAAUCUAAUGGUCAAAAAAGACCCAAAUUACUCAAAUCAAUUUCUUUGCCACACGAAGAUCGUGGGCCUGGAAGCAACAGUAAUAGCAUAUUCGAUGAACUUUAAUCCUCAAUCAUUAUUAAUAGCUUUUAUUUAUUGUCAUGAAUGCUGCACUGGCAUGACCGAAAUUUAUUAUCAUUGUUAUUAUUAUUAUUAUUAUUAGCAAAAAAAUCAUGGCAAAAUCAUAAUGAAAAACAUGAUCAAAAAAGC
Messenger RNA from Amphimedon queenslandica, 1464 nucleotides. Its product is annotated as claspin-like. Gene Ontology annotation, molecular function: anaphase-promoting complex binding. Lineage: Eukaryota; Metazoa; Porifera; Demospongiae; Haplosclerida; Niphatidae. The record is from RefSeq and is a predicted model, not a curated record. Bases 100 to 1320 code for a protein of 406 amino acids. Gene Ontology annotation, biological process: mitotic G2 DNA damage checkpoint signaling; activation of protein kinase activity; mitotic DNA replication checkpoint signaling. The transcript has 9 exons.